Molecule: messenger RNA, 9676 nt
Organism: Myotis daubentonii (Daubenton's bat)
Lineage: Eukaryota; Metazoa; Chordata; Mammalia; Chiroptera; Vespertilionidae
Gene: RNF150
Product: ring finger protein 150
Source: RefSeq, a predicted model, not a curated record
CACACACACACACACACACCCAUAUACAGACACACAUAGAGACCGAGUACUUCUCUCUGCCCGCUCGCACCCGCUACCGGGAGCCGGCCUCUCCCUCGGCAAGUGUGUCCGGCGUGGCUGCCAGCGAAGCGAGGAGCAGGAGCGAAGCGCCCGCAGCGCGACCGAGCGGCACGCAGAGGAGCAGCGGCCGGGACUCCCUGGGCAGCACCCCGCGCUCCCAGCGGCCGCGCCCGCCCCCGCCGGGGCUGAAGGGCGCAGAGCCGCCGCCCCGCUCGCUCUCGGCCCCCUGCCACCCUUAUGAGAGGAGAAGCCCGGAGAAGGCGCAGGACGCUCGGCAGCUGGACUCCUCCGCAAGCCUCGAGCGCCCCCUCCCCCUGCUCCCCUCCGGCGCCCGGGAAGCGAAAUGCAACCGCCGCGCUUGGGCUGAAAGGGGAAGGGGCCGGCGCCUCCCACCCGCUCGGAAUCCGGUCCCCGCGGCGGCUGCGCGUCCCGGCCGCGGCCCCCCGGGCUUGGGAGUGAGCAGGGGCCCGAGCCGGAGGAGGAGGCAGCCGGCCCAGGGUUGGCCGGGGCGGGGGAGGAGGGACGGGGCCGGAGGAGGGCGCGGGGGGCGGGGAGGGGGCCGCGGCGGAUGAAGAUGGCAAUGUCUCUCGUCCAAGCCUGCCGCAGUCUGGCUCUGUCAACAUGGCUGCUUUCCUUUUGUUUCGUGCAUCUGCUCUGCCUGGACUUCACCGUGGCCGAGAAGGAGGAAUGGUACACCGCCUUCGUGAACAUCACCUACGCCGAGCCCCCGCAGGACCCCGGGGCGGCGGGCGGCGGCGCCGAGCUGCACACCGAGAAGACCGAGUGCGGGCGCUACGGGGAGCACUCGCCCAAGCAGGACGCCCGCGGGGAGGUGGUCAUGGCCAGCUCGGCCCACGACCGCCUGGCCUGCGACCCCAACACCAAGUUCGCCGUCCCGGCCCACGGCAAGAACUGGAUAGCCCUCAUCCCCAAGGGCAAUUGCACGGACAGGGAUAAGAUCCGGAACGCGUUCCUGCAGAACGCCUCCGCCGUGGUCAUCUUCAACGUGGGCUCCCACACCAACGAGACCAUCACCAUGUCCCACGCAGGCGUAGAAGACAUCGUGGCGAUAAUGAUUCCUGAGCCCAAAGGGAAGGAGAUCGUCAGUCUGCUGGAAAGAAACAUCACCGUGAUGAUGUACAUCACCAUCGGUACCCGGAACUUGCAGAAAUACGUGAGCCGCACGUCAGUUGUGUUUGUCUCCAUCUCCUUCAUCGUCCUGAUGAUCAUUUCCCUCGCAUGGCUGGUCUUUUAUUAUAUCCAGAGGUUUCGAUAUGCAAAUGCCAGGGACAGGAACCAGCAUUUGCUGUUUCAGCGCCGACUGGGGGAUGCAGCGAAGAAAGCAAUCAGCAAGCUCCAGGUCAGGACCAUCAAGAAGGGCGACAAGGAAACAGAGCCCGACUUUGACAACUGUGCAGUCUGUAUUGAAGGGUACAAGCCCAGUGACGUGGUCCGGAUCUUGCCCUGCCGGCAUCUUUUCCACAAGUCCUGUGUUGACCCCUGGCUCCUAGACCAUCGCACCUGCCCCAUGUGCAAGAUGAACAUUCUUAAAGCCCUAGGGAUCCCGCCCAAUGCCGACUGCAUGGACGACUUGCCCACCGACUACGAGGGAUCUCUGGGAGGCCCACCAACCAACCAGAUCACAGGUGCAAGCGACACGACUGUAAAUGAAAGUUCAGUCACUUUGGACCCUGCUGUUCGGACUGUGGGAGCCUUGCAGGUGGUCCAGGAUACAGACCCCACCCCGCAGGAGGGAGAAGUUAUCUUUUCUACUAACAGUGAGCAGGAGCCAGCUGUCAGCAGUGACUCUGACAUCUCGCUGAUUAUGGCGAUGGAGGUUGGACUAUCUGAUGUAGAACUUUCCACCGACCAGGACUGCGAAGAGGUGAAGUCGUGAAAUGGCGAACACAGAAGAAAGGGAUGGUAGGACCCACGGGGAACGGGGGGAGGCGUGCCCGAGACUUGGACCAGGCACACACACCUCAGAACACCUCGGCACCGGCAGGGCGCUCUGCUCAAGAACGGUCACGAAAAGCAAUAUCCAAAGCCCAGCUGAUCAGGAUGCAGUUUCUCCGUCUCUACAACAGCCCGCGGCCUUGGCAGCUUGGAAGUGGAAAGCUGGUGUUCCCUCCCGGGCCCUUGCAGACACUGAGGCCCCUAACAGACUGAAAGGACAUUUUGGGGGCGUCUCGGUGUUCAUUUCGGUUUCUCCCAGUGUUGUUUCCUUGUUUUGGAAUUGUUGUUUGAUUUCCUUGGCAGUUUCUUUUUAAAGACUGUGUAUAGUUCCCUGUAGGUCCACUCCUUUGUUUUUCCUUCGAUCCACUCCAGCUUUUACAUGGAGCUGUGUUUCGAAGCACCCAUCCUUGCUGUGAUCAGUCCGUGUCAGUCUCUGAGACUAAGGACUUUGACCUCUCAGCAUGAGUGUGCACGGCUUUGGGAAGGGCCUGGGCACCUGAAACAGGCGAAGGCCAGCUCUCAUUAGGAAUCUAAAUUCUUUUCAAUGGAUCUUAACACUCCCAGCUGCCAGAGACCCCAACACAGAGCUCUGAAUGUGCUGAGGCCGCUGCUCAUUCUGCUCAGCAACAUCAUCACACUGGCUCCCGCCUGCCAGGCUCUGCCAAGGGCCAUGUGACACGAGAAGGAAGCUGUAGGGAGGCAGUUUAAUGUGUCUGGAUCUUACAGUGUGUGGCUGAAAUUCUGAGCUCAGAAGUCCCCUCCCGGCGUUAAGGCCACUCUCAUUGGCUGUAGGACUCGUAGCUGGAACUACGGGGCUAGUUUAAAAACCAGCUACCACCCAUUCUUCCUGAAAGCGAACUGCCUGUUGUGCUGGCUCCCCGGAGGCUAGGACAGGCUUUGUUACCCCACUGGCUUUUGCAGGAGAUGGAGGCUUUAGGAACGUCAGCUUCGAACCUGGUGUCCACCACCAUGGGGGUCUCACCUUCAUUCCAACACAUCUGUUACACCUCCCCAGCUCGAGGGAUGUAGGUGAAUCCUUUACAGAUUGUUUCACAGGUCUCCCUGAGGGUGUCCAGACACCAAGUGAGGAGGGAGGUAGGAGUUGAUGAACCACCUGGUCUAAAAAGUCCAGCACGGGAGUUGGCUAAGUCCAAGUUUCUCCUGACUGAGAGAGACAGGGAAAGAAAAAGAGGCAUCUGCAUUUUGAAAUGGUUAUGUUUGUAUCUUUCUUUGUAACUAUGACAGAAAUGUGCUAUUUUUUCCUGUGGGCAAUUUUGUAAUCCAUGUAGACUGUCGCCACACAGAUGACUAAGGUGGUGAGCAGUCUCCCUGGACAGCCACGGUCACCUUGUCCUCUGCAGGAGGCUGACCGGGACAGGAAGCUGCCCCCCCUGAGUUCUCUGUGCAUCGAGGAGGCUUUUCCCUCUCCUCGCACUAGCACUCGUCCAAAAACAGAGUUUGGUCUGCAUGCGGCCUUGCUGCCUGCUGAAGCAUAGAGUGUAGGUCAAGGGACACUGCUGGGCGCUCUUUGCCACCACCUUUGACCUUUCCUACUUGAUGCUUCCUACUUAGGUAGCAAGGCCAAGGGAAAUGAUUGCCACCUUCAGAGAUAACCCAUCUGUCUGGGAGUCCAGCCCCUCCUGUACUGAAAUCCAGGGAGAAAUGAGGGCGGCGCUGAGGCAGGAGGCGGGAGGCCCAGGUGAGCCGCGUGCUCGCUGGGCCUCAGCCUCGUCCUCUGCAAAGUGGAGGAACUGAACAAGGUGGGCCCAAGGCCCCUGUGGCCUUAGGACCGCCAGUGAGCAGUUGGCCAGGGGACCUAUUUGUUGCAGGUAGCGAUGGCGGGUAGCCCACUUUCCGCCUUGGAGAGGCAGAGGCGCUGGGCGUGUAACAUAGAGGAACAGCUUUGGGGAUUUGCACGCCUGGGUUGCGAGGAAUGAACAUCUCAGUGAUUGAAGUUUCCGGCCAAAGGAGGAGUUGUUUGGUUUCACCUUGUUCUCAAUCUGCUGUUAGUCACAGAGUUUGCCUUCUCUGGACCCCUCAAAGCCUGGUUCUCAGUGUGCAAUUCUUCAUCUCCAGGUGUUUCCUUUCUCAGUCAGAAAGGGCCUGCAAUACCUACUCCUCCUUCUGUCAGCUUGGCCCCAAACAAACUUCAGUGAUAACUUUAGUCAAGUGGACUUAGAAGGGUAAUUGAACAGAAGAGAAGAAUGCAUUGUAUUGCUUACCCAGAGAGAAAAUGCCUGUGGAGUGCAUGGUCCUCUGACCAUGGCUCUCUCUUCCUGCCAUGACCAGGUGCAGAGGAAUCGGUUGCAUGUGGCUGCAGCAACCCCUAGAGGGCGCUGUGUAGAUGCUGAGGGCCAGGAGGCUCCCUGGAGGCCUGUGGGCCUGACCCCAUGGAGGCUCUGCCGCAAACCCCCUGAGUCUGCGAGGUUCUCCAGUUACCAAAGGUCUGUCUCUGGAGAUUCUUCCUGUAGCUUUUUAAACAAUUUUUUUAACCAGCAUAGAAGGAUGCAGAAGAAAUGGAAACAGCCCUUCCCCCACAGUGUUCCUCACCACCUCCCACCAAAGACCUGGGGAUUCCAUGGUUCAUGGAGGGUGUCAAAAGGUUGGAGAACCCUCUGCAAGUAUAUGCAAAUUGCGUAUUUGCUGAUUUGCAUUUUUCUGUCGUACGUGUCUAGACCAGCACCAUCCAAUAGAAAUGUAAUGCCAGUCACACGAAUGAUUUUAAGUUUUCUACUGGCCACGUUAGAAAAAGUAAACACGUAAUAAUAAUUUAAUAAUAUAUUUUUUUGAAUCCGAUAUUAUUGUCUCGACAUGCAAUUCAUGUAAAAAGAAUUCAUGAAACACCUUACCUUCUUGUCCAUACUUAGUCCUCUAAAGCCGUUGCAUAGUUUACACUUGUGGCGCAUCUCAAUUUGGAUGAGCUACCGAUGGGACAGCACAGGUCUCCGGCUUCCACAAUAAUCUCACAAGGUUCCCGACCCUUACAAAGGAAAAAGGUGAAAACCUAAUUACCUCCUCAGAGAACUAGACUCCACCCAAGUUGCCUGAUCAGAGGCCCCGAGAUCCGUUUGUUUUGUAAUGGAUAGAUGUUCAGGCCGCCCUUUCUGAAAUAUCUGCUUCGACUGUCUCACCACACCACUGAUGUCCAUUACCAUUUGCUGUGAUUUCUCUGACCAGUUGUUUUGUAGGAAGUCACACAAGCCAUGUUGAUUUGGUGCUGAAACUAAAGGAUAUCCCUCACUCACUUCCACGGCAAGCCCUUAGACUUGAACCAAAGAGAAUCCCAGACUGGAGUCAUCCAACUUGACCUCAACCCCUAGCUGUUCUUCUUCCUCUAGGAGUUGCUACCUCCUGUUGGCUGGUCCCUUUGGGAGGAACUUAGCCCGGAUCCUGAAGACAGCACCUGCAUGUUGAUGGAGUCUCCAGGGCUUGUCACCCCUGCAAUGUCAACUGCAUCAUCUAGGCAGGGCGAGGGGAGAGUUUGAGAUGGUAGAAAGUUACUAAUGGCAAAGGCACCUACCUAUUCUGACAUCACAUAGUGAGCAUCAUACCCACGGAGGCAAGUCUCCAUCCAAAGAGGUUUGUUUAUUUUGUCUUGUUUUCAGCAUUUCCCUCAUUCUGGUGGAAAUGUCUCUGGAAGUUCUUGGCUCUGGGUUUGCUUGUAUGGAAAUCCAUGGUGCCCGUGGCUAUUUCCAUUAGUGCUCUGACCUCCCUGCAGCCGCUAUGCUUUCAGGACCGAAAAUGCUGACAGGAAGCCUAGCAUAGGAUUCUUCCUCAUUUAUUUAGUUUUCUUUAGGUGAAAGUUCUCACCGAGCAUGCAGAAUAAAUGGCAUUUAGUUAACUAUUGAGUGCUUCACCUUGACUGCACACAAAGAAACCCCAUGAAAUCAAAGUCUUUCAGAAAAUCUGAGAUGUAGAGUCACAUCCUCUGUGGAGCGAGGACCCAGCUUUCUGGUCUCAGGGUCCCAGAGGCAAUGUCCGGUAGCAUGUGUUAUGUGCGCUGACUUGGGUUUCUUUCCCUUUUCUGUCUCUGUGUCCAUCUUUCUCUGACUGCCUGUCUGUCUGUGUAUGCACACCUACACACAUCCUUCUCUCCUCUUUCAGAAAAAACCUUGGUGGCUCCAGACCUACAGAGUCACCAAUGUGAUUACCAUCAUUAGUGUUGGUGUUUUCUUCUUAUUCAUGACAACAUCUAUAGCUGCACUUCAGACAAUACCCAGUUUACUCUAAAGGCAAAUUAACUUCCUCCUUAAAGGAGCUAGCCCCAUUUUCACUUUCAUGUCUAAUUUUAUCACAGACCAUCUAUAGCUAUUGCCUUUUUCUCUCAGGCUUCCUUGCUAGAAAAGUCUCCCAGGCAAGUAAUGGCAAGGAAACAACUCCAGAAUGCUGUCUAGGUUUAGUAUCUCCCACCUCCCGCAUCUGUGACCUUCCUGGCUCACCCCAGACCCCAGGAGCUAGGGUUUCUUAGAAAACUGUGUGGGCCAUACCGUAUCCGAUGGUCACUCUGCUUCCUAACAUUGUAGCACAAGAGCUUGCUCUUUGUAAGUGAUCUGAGAGGCCACCUCUUCCUUAAGACUGAAAAAGAGACCCAAAGAAACCAGCUUCCUGGUGGAUACCACCCGCAGGGGGUGGGAGCAGAGGGUGGCAGGAUAUGAAUAGGGGUGUUCUUCCCAAUAAAUGGCUCAUCUCCUGGGUUUAGAGCCAACCUGGCUCAUGUGUAUGUGUGUGCACAUAUGUGUGUGCAUGUGUGUGCACGUGUGUGAAGGAGUUAAACACUCAUGAUUGCAGAGGUUUGGAUUACCUAAAAACUAAAUUAAUUCUGAGAAGUAGGUAUGAGUUUCUCAUCACUUACCGCUUCCCUUUUCCCAUUUUGCUCCCCAACUCACAACCCCAGGCCCUUUGUAAUAGGAAUGAUCAUUUGUAAAGACCCUUAGAUCAGUAGCCACACUUUUCCAUGUUGAGUCUUCUGACAGCACUGAAGUGUCCCCCCAAAACUAAAGAAGUGAUUCCAUGCCCCAGAUGUGCACCUUUCACUGUCCAUCCCCUGAACUGCACACCAGCUUGUUCUGCAAAGUACCUGCUGAUGUUGUUCCCGUCUCUGCGUUCCUCCCUCUGAGCUAUGCCUGCUGCAGGGCUUCAUCCGUGGCUUUCCCCAGGAGUCUCAGCGAUCAAAGACCUUCUCAUCCUGGUCACUAUUGACGUUUGCACGUACUACAGAGUCCUUCGCUCUGUGGCCACCGGAUCAAUGUUUGUUGAUGAUAUGAUAAGGCAAGUAAUUGCAUUUCUCAAAAGGCUGCAAGUCUAAACAGAGUGCAGGAGAAAGAUCUGCGGAGAAGGUAGCUCAGCCUGAGUUAUCCAUAGUCGCUGCCUGGUCUUGUCACCCUGAAGGAAGCGGAGGGCUUAGAGAAGCAGGGACAAUGUGGGGACCGUGUGUGCUCUAUAAACCAAAGACGGCUCACCAUCCAAAUGGACACAUGCUUCUUCCAUUGGUCCGUCGCAUUGUCUCCCAAUGUUCUCAUGAAGAAAAGGGAAGGUGUGUCGCCUCAUCAAAGGAAACCGUGAAAUCUUCAUGGGGUUUCUUUUGCACGCUGGCAAUUGACCUUGACCUUUCUAAUUCCAGAAACAUAAAAACAAUGUCUUGUGGCCUUAGUACCACAACAUCUUUAAAGUCUAGUGGACAGUCCCCUCUUCCCUCAGAAAUUUUAGAGAAACCGAGUGCUUUAUUCAACUCAGAAUAUUGUUCUCUUGAAGAAUGUGACGAUUUUACACAGCCAAAGAAUUUCCAUGUACAAGAGCUAGUUAAUUAGUAUCCCACUCUUUUGAAGAAAAUACCAAACGAUUGCUGUCAAAGAAGGAUGAUUAACAGGAACUCUGCUGUCUGCGUUUGUGUUGGUAUCUACGGCACUUACUGUUCAGUGGGAUGUUAUUGUGAGGGGGCAGAGCGCCCUCUGCUGCAAAAUCACCAUUCUUUCAGCCGAUUGAUUUGACGAGAGUCAUCAUUUCAUCAACACCUAGUUGUUUGCCUUUUAUUAUCCAGUUCCCUCGGUAGUUGAGAAUUUGGUUUAUCAAAAGAGAAAGGACUGUCACAAACCCUGAAAGGUUGAAAGCGAACCCCACUGAAGACCUCACUGCCAGUAGCCCUUCCUUCUGCAAUAUGUUGACAAGUACUGGGCUCUGUUUGUAACAAGAGGCCUCUGGCUGGAAUGUUGGUGCAGAGUUAUAAGGCAAGGGCCUGAUGGUUUUGUAACUUACCUUGAUUCUUGUCCAAUUGCAAAAGAAGCUCAAUAAACAGACUUCUUUCAUAUGAAUGUAGAUGGUAUGAAAUAUGUGUUUUUGUAUGUGUACAUAAUAAUAUAUUGACUUCCUGCUUUCACAUUAGUAAUCUGAAAUGGUUGUACCAUUUUAUAAUUAGAAAGAAAUGUAGGGGUGGGGGAAGGUGGAAGGGCUAUUUUUAUAGUGGGAUGUUCCUUAUAUUUAGAAAACUUGAAGUAAUUUUGUAUUUGUGAAAAGUUACAUUCCAUUCAAUUCCUGAAGAGAAAAAAAAAUAAUAAUGGGUCUUGUUCUUUAAAGUAUUCAUGAGCUGGGAGAAUGAUGAUCCUAGUUUCCAGGGGAGCCUUCCAAGAAACUUGUAUGACACCCAAUUCUGUAGACUGCAGACCAUGACCUGCAAUUGCCAGUUCAAUGUGAAAAGGGGAAAAAAAUUUAUUUUAACCCCUCUGUAUAUUGCACAUUAUUCCCACCAAAAAAGACAUCUGCUACAAAGAAUGCACUUACCAUUAUGAAACAGUCCAACAUGGCAUCAUAAAUCCACCUCUAGUAGUUCCCUGCUAGCAAGAAAGAAAGAAUCCAAUGGCUUUAUCUUUUUCUUUCUAAACAUGAAUUGUGUUUUUAUUGUAAAAUGAAUGACGUCACAGAUAGAAUUUGACUUCACUUCCCCAGGAGGUCUCUCUGGCCCGUCUGCAGAUCAUGCCCAUGGUGGUCCCGGCCGACAGUCCCCACCGUCUCCCUAUUCAGAUCCUGAGACCGAGCUCCCCGGAUGAUCUGCCACGUGACUCAAACCCACAGUGAUUCCUGAUGGUGUUUUCAUGGGUCACUUUUAAUUUGGACUUUGGUUUUCUCUUCAAAGCUGAAAAUUUGAGUAAUGGAUUGUGUAUCUAUUUUACCCAAACAUCAUCUUCUGUACAAAGUCACGGGCAUAUUUAAAUGAUUAGUUAAGGCAGUGUAGUUGUUGUUUAUUUCCUGUAUAAAUCUCAUUUCUUCUUCCCCACCUCGGGCCCCUACCUUAUUCCUUCCAAAGCACUUUAUAUCUCGAAAUACAAAGAAGUUUUAAAAAACGGUCUUUAAAGGGAUUUGUCUUCUGUUAGGAGACAUGAACUUUUCUUUCCCUUGAUUCUAUUCUCUGUGUGCUUGGAGAGCAUAAACCUUUUGUCCCCUACUGGGAGUGGUAAAAUGUUAAGGAUGAGAGUCCGGAAACAUUCAAGCGUACAACACAGCUAUUUUUGUUAUAUAGAAGACUAUCGUGUAAAUAAGUGCCAUCGUGUUCUUAUGUACUGGUUUUUUUAAAAAGUGCAACUCUAAUGAUUGGAAAAGGAUUGUGAAUUCCAGGAAAUUUCAUUGCAAAAUUUUGUUUGGUUUUGUUUUUUAAUAAAAUGGAACUAGA